AUGAAUAUCAAGGACGAAUUUUGUGAGGUUUUAAUAAGGCAAGCUCAUCGCUUUAUCAGAUUUCCUAGGACCGAAGCAGAAACAAUAAAAUGUAUCCAAGACUUUGAAAAUAUAAGCACAUUUCCUCAAGUAGUAGGAGCAUUGGAUGGAUCACAUAUUCCAAUAUCUGCUCCUACUGAGAACGCGUAUGAUUAUCGUAACAGAAAGAAAUUUAUCAGUGUGAUAUUACAAGGAGUCGCUGAUGCUAAUGGKAGGUUCAUUCACGUCAACACAGGUUAUCCUGRCAGUAUUCAUGACGCUCGAGUUUUACGUAUGAGUUCACUAUUUACAGCAGUAGAAAACAAUCGUAUUUUCAACUCGCCUUCGUGUAGGAUUGGUGGUAGCAUGGUUAAUCCUUUGCUAGUCGCUVACCCUGUAUACAAACUCACCAGUUGGUGCAUGAAGCCCUACCCUCAAGCUAGAGGAAUCACAACACGACAAGAAGCUUUUAAUAAAUCGUUGAGCAGMGCGCGCGUGGUCAUAGAGCAAGCAUUCGGUCUUCUGAAGGGAAGAUUGAGAUGUCUAUUAGAUAAACUUGAUGAAUCAGUUGAUAAAGUGUCCACCACUAUCAUUACUUGCUGUAUUCUACAUAAWAUUUGA
This is a messenger RNA of Exaiptasia diaphana, 639 nucleotides long. Its product is annotated as putative nuclease HARBI1. NCBI's taxonomy places the organism in Eukaryota, Metazoa, Cnidaria, Anthozoa, Actiniaria, Aiptasiidae. Bases 1 to 639 code for a protein of 212 amino acids. The record is from RefSeq and is a predicted model, not a curated record. The transcript has a single exon.